AUGACGGCCAUUGGGACAAAAGUAUACCUGUACGGGGGACAGGACCCAGUGACGGGGAUCUGCUACGAUGAUAUCCUCAUGCUUGACACGUUGACGUGGGACUGGAGCUUUGUAGAGGUGGAAAGUGGGCGGCCUCCUGCGAGGCAUUCUCACUGCACAGGCCUUUUCCAAGACCAUUGCUUGUUGGUCUUUGGGGGAGCGGGCAUGCAUGGCACGCUGGGCGAUCUGUGGCUUUUCAACACAAAGACCGGAACUUGGGUCACGCCCAUGGCAGAGGGGCAGGCGCCCUGUCAGAGGGAGAUGCACUCUGGUGUCAUGCUCACUGACAGCCGCAUGCUCAUCUGCGGCGGCCGCAGCGCUGCAGGGCAGGUGCUGUGCGAUGUUUCCAUCUUUGAUGGGAAUGAGAUGAAGUGGACCAGUUCCAUUGCGACCCAGUACUUCUUCUGCGCGCAUUCAGCCGUCAUCAUGCCACUCACAAUGCCCUCCCUGCCUCAUUUGGGUGCGUUGUCCAAUGGCAGCGCCGGUGGAUCCCCCAAUGAAGCCACAUCCUCACAGACGCCGCCUGCUGACAGUGCUGCUAUGGCCUCGCCGCAGAGCUCCCGAGUGAUUCUCUAUGGCGGCUUCAGCGGCGAGGGCAUCACUGGCUUAGUUCUAUCGCUGGAUCCAGUGACACUGCGAGCAGAGAUAGUGGAUUAUGGGCCAGGGUCAAAUGGGCUGAAAAAACCUGUGACCCGCUUUGCUCAGAGCGCAGUGACUGUGCCUGCCAGUGCACCCUGCAGCUCUUCCUUGGAAAUGGUCGUUGUUGCAGGGGUUCAUCCUGAAAUGGACUUGAAUGAUCUUGCCAUUUGGCGGCCACAUGUCUUGGGCAGCUGA
Molecule: messenger RNA, 873 nt
Organism: Coccomyxa subellipsoidea C-169
Lineage: Eukaryota; Viridiplantae; Chlorophyta; Trebouxiophyceae; Coccomyxaceae
Product: galactose oxidase
Exons: 8
Coding region: 1-873 (290 amino acids)
Molecular function (GO): protein binding
Source: RefSeq, a predicted model, not a curated record